AUGAAGACCGCCAGACAGAGGCCUUCAUUGACCAUCAAUGCCAAGAAGGCUGGACAAAUGAACAAUAACGAGAUGACCACCCCGAUCACCCACAACCCUUAUCAGACUCCGCAGGCCUCCACUUCCAACUUUGCCUUGUAUCAGACAGCAGGCUAUGGAAAUGGAGCAGGUGUUCCUAUUACACCGUUGACUCCGCUUCCUAAAACUGGAGCAACUCAACAAUAUCCUCAAGCCCCAUUAGGAGAGGCUUGUCGCAGUAGAAAUGACUCGAGAGUGAGUAUCUUGAGUGAUGAUGAUGACUAUGAUGAUGGCCACUACGAUGAAUUUGAAGACCAGAUGGCCAACUCGUUGUACUCUCAUUCCAGUUUGAAUGGGUCAUCUGUGGCCGGCUCGUCCGAGUAUUUGGGUCUCCCUGGUAAGAAAACCGGCGGCGUUAGUAUCACGAUGACCUUCACCAAGAAUUUCGAAAGCAUGUUGAUGAACAUUUAUCAGAACUACACUUCCAAUCCACAAUUAACCCCGUUCAGCGGGAGGUAUCCUCCUGCGGGGAUUGUAUCGAAAGUAGCAAAGGAAGCCCUCAAGGUAGCAUUGAGUAAGAAUAUCUUGAUCGAUUUGAACACAAAAAGCAAUAAGAAAUACAAGAAUUUGGGAACCACUUCUUCGGCUUAUUCAAACUUGCUUGGACAGAUUAGACAAAAAUUGAUUGAGAUAUGUAUGGGGUUCUAUAAUCAUGCUAACAAUAGUUCGAUAAACCACGGGGUUCCACCAGUGCGCAAUAGUUCAGUAUCAUCGUUGCUGUCAAUAAACCCUCACAACUUCAGCUCAAUAGAUGAGGGAUUUGCGAAUUUAUCAAUAACUUCUCCUACACCUGCAAACGCCUCAUCAGGGUUGGGUAAUCAAAGUUUCUUACAUCUAAAUAACCAACUUACCUCUCCACAGCUAUCGCCUAUCAACCACACAUUCUCUCCAAUCAACGCCAACUUUAGCAACUACUUCUUGCCGGAAAUCAACCCACCAAACUCGUCGGUGGCUACUAAUACUGCCUCGAUUCAUGAUGCUCUCAGCAGCUACAUAAAUAAUAACCAGGGACAAAAAUCGACGUUAAAUGUCAACACUAGUUCGGUCCAGGGGAGCAACAUGCCAUUGACCCCAAUCACCCCAAUCGACUCACAUAAUCCGCUUCUACAAGGAAAUCGGAUACUUUCUCCUACCUACGAGUCAACGCAACAACAGUUUUCCUUAUCUUCACCUUUCAGGGAUUCUUUCGAGCUAGGAAAACCACCAAAUUCAGGUGGACCAAAGAAGCUACCAGCAGCUCGCUCUAAGAAUAAAGCUAAUGGACGACCAUUAAAAUUGGAACUUCCAAAAAAUACCGGACCAUUGGAGACUAGCGGAGGACUACUAUCUCCGGGAAUAACCUUGGCUACUGGCGGCUCAGACUUGAAUAUUUCAAGUAAGAGAAAAAAAGAGUCUUUAAAAUUGAAAAGACGUUAG
Molecule: messenger RNA, 1494 nt
Organism: Saccharomycopsis crataegensis
Lineage: Eukaryota; Fungi; Ascomycota; Saccharomycetes; Ascoideales; Saccharomycopsidaceae
Gene: CIP1
Product: Cip1p
Exons: 1
Coding region: 1-1494 (497 amino acids)
Source: RefSeq, a predicted model, not a curated record